CACAUAGACUUCCGCGUUACAGCAAUGAUCCGGAACACGGGCCUGAGAGUAAGACAUCUGCUGCAGCACCGAUUCGGGGAUAGCAUCCUACAGCCAUCCAGGCACAGCAGAACAACUAAUAGCAGGUCUCUCAGUGAUAGUAGCGGACUCCACAGCAUCCUUUCCCCAACAUCCCCACCCGGAAACUACUGCUGCAGAUACAUUUAUACUAGAUCUCCACAUUGCACAAGUGCUGUCAGCAGCAGAUCUAGGUAUCUAUUUGCUACAGGGAGUCUAUCACCCCGUAACAAGUCUUUAAACUACACCAGCUGCACAUCACCUUUCUCCUUCCCCUUUUUCGGAUUAGCAAACCGGCUCUUUCAAAACACCCAGCCGGAAGGUUACAACAGGCUUAGUGUAGCCGGCUUCAGUAUGGCACACGUCCCUCCUGGUGCUGGUGAUGUCCAAGGGGGUCACUCAAAUUCGGAGGUUCAGUGUGGGGCUCAUCCCCGUCGGCGCCCGCACUGCUCGUUUGAUUACCUGGUGAUCGGGGGAGGAUCAGGUGGACUGGCCAGUGCCCGCAGGGCGGCGGAGUUGGGUGCCCGAGCGGCUGUGGUGGAGAGCAACAAGUUAGGGGGCACUUGUGUGAAUGUAGGAUGUGUACCAAAAAAGAUAAUGUGGAAUGCAGCUAUCCAUUCUGAGUACAUGCAUGACCAUGAAGAUUAUGGCUUUCAGACCUCUGACGUAAAAUUCACCUGGAAGGUAAUUAAAGAUAAACGAGAUGCCUAUGUGAGCCGUCUUAAUGACAUUUAUCAAAAAAACCUGCACAAGGCUCAGGUAGAAAUUAUCCGGGGUCAUGCUUCCUUUACGUCUGACCCCGAACCAACGCUGGAAGUUAAUGGUCAGAAGUAUACAGCGCCACACAUUCUUAUUGCUACAGGAGGAAAACCUACUGUGCCCUCAGAAAGUAAAGUUCCUGGAGCCAAUUUAGGAAUCACAAGUGAUGGCUUUUUUGAACUUGAAGAAUUACCAAGACGCAGUGUUAUUGUUGGUGCGGGUUACAUUGCUGUGGAAAUAGCUGGAAUUCUGUCGGCUUUGGGAUCCAGGGCUGCUUUGCUGAUUCGCCAAGACAAGGUCCUGAGAACGUUUGAUUCAAUGAUUAGUUCAAACUGUACAGAAGAACUAGAGAAUGCUGGUGUUGAUGUCUGGAAAUAUUCCGAGGUGAAGUCAGUUGAAAAAACCUCUAGCGGUCUAGAAAUUAAAGUGCAGUGCACAGUGCCUGGUCGCAAACCAACUGUGAGGACCAUCCAGGAUGUUGACUGCUUGCUAUGGGCCAUUGGAAGAGACCCCAACACGGAGGGUCUAAACCUGGACAAACUGGGUCUGGAGUUAGAUGAUAAAGGUCACAUUGUGGUGGAUGAAUUCCAGAACACCAGCAGAAAGGGAAUUUACGCUGUAGGAGAUGUAUGCGGAAGAGCACUUUUGACACCAGUCGCCAUAGCAGCCGGUAGGAGACUGUCCCAACGAUUAUUUGAAGGACAAGAGGAUUCCAAAUUGGACUACAACAAUAUUCCAACAGUGGUGUUUAGUCAUCCACCCAUAGGAACGGUUGGACUUACGGAAGAAGAAGCAGUGACCUUGAAGGGCAGGGAGAAUGUUAAAGUUUACACAACCUCUUUUUCACCAAUGUAUCACGCAGUAACCAGGAGGAAAACCAAGUGUGUCAUGAAACUAGUCUGUGUUGAUAAAGAGGAGAAGGUAGUUGGACUACACAUGCAAGGUCUAGGGUGUGAUGAAAUGCUGCAAGGGUUUGCAGUGGCAAUCAAAAUGGGCGCUACAAAGAAAGACUUUGAUAACACAGUUGCUAUUCACCCCACCUCAUCAGAGGAACUGGUCACACUCCGUUAGGCGCACUCGUCCCUUGAAGUGAAUCCCAUGACUACUGUACUAGUAAAGUCGACAGGAGCUGUCUUCCAAAUUGCAUUCCAUACUACUCCUAUUUUAUACACCUGUCUACUUCCUGAUGUGCCUUAUUUUGUGCCAUAUAUCCCUUUCAGAAAGGGAAUUGUAGAGCUAUAAUUUAAGUUUGUAGAUGAAAAACUUUUGUGAAUAAUCUUUAAAAAUAAAAAAAAUUAUGUUGAUUUCAACAUGA
Bombina bombina (fire-bellied toad) is the source of this 2131-nucleotide messenger RNA. RefSeq names its product glutathione reductase-like. Gene Ontology annotation, cellular component: cytosol; mitochondrion. The record is from RefSeq and is a predicted model, not a curated record. Gene Ontology annotation, molecular function: glutathione-disulfide reductase (NADPH) activity; NADP binding; flavin adenine dinucleotide binding. Bases 25 to 1887 code for a protein of 620 amino acids. The transcript has 13 exons. NCBI's taxonomy places the organism in Eukaryota, Metazoa, Chordata, Amphibia, Anura, Bombinatoridae. Gene Ontology annotation, biological process: cellular response to oxidative stress; cell redox homeostasis; glutathione metabolic process.